GCUGGUUGGCUUUUGCGGCUGCGCAGCUGCUGGAGCGAUGGCUGAGCUGUGGCUGGUUCUGGCCGCCAGUUUCCUCGCGGCGCUGCUGGCUCUGCGGCUGCCUCGGCUGAAGACACCUCCCGGGCGCCCCUCGCUCAGCCUGGCGGCGGUCUUCCAGGAUCUCCUCCGCUACGGCAAGACCAAGAGCGGCUGCCAGCCGCGCCCGCCCCAGCUGCAGGUCUUCGACGUGCCCAAGAGGUGGUUCUACCACUUCUAUGUUGUGUCGGUGAUCUGGAACGGUUCCGUGCUGCUGUUGCUUCUCCAAAGCCACCUUCUGUCAAGGCCCUUUCCUAUUUGGCUUCAGGACUUCCUCAGCAUUCUUGACGGAGUAUCGCAGGACCAAGAUGGAGGUGAUGAAUCCUUGUCUGUUUUCCUGGUUUGCCUCUUUGUCUGGUUAAACAGCUGUAGACGGCUAAAAGAGUGUCUUCACAUCAGUGUGUUCUCAGGAGGUGUCAUCCAUAUUGUACAGUACUGCUUUGGACUCUGUUACUAUGUUCUGCUGGGCUUAACUUUGUUAUGUCAAGUGCCAACCAAUGUCCGGGAAGGGAAAGAUCACCGACUGACUGUCUGCUGGUACCACGUCCUUGGAGUCCUGAUGUUCAUUUGGGCCUCUGUUCAUCAGCAUAGAUGUCAUGUGAUUCUAGCUAAUCUUAGAAAAAAUAAAUCAGGAAAGGUACUAAAUUUGGACCACAGUAUUCCUUUCGGCGACUGGUUUGAGUUUGUGUCCUGUCCGCAUUACUUUGCCGAACUUCUAAUAUACCUGUCGAUGGCCGUCAUGUUUGGGUUUAACAAUUUAACGUGGUGGCUUGUUGUGACUUAUGUGUUCUUCAGCCAGGCAGUGAGUGCCGUUUUGUGCCAUGAAUAUUACCUGAGCAACUUCAAACAGUAUCCAAAGUGUCGGAAAGCCUAUGUACCCUUUCUUUUUUAGGCUAUUCAUCUUAACUUGGGGGAAUGGAAAUCUUUUUCUAGGUGUCAAGAGGCUGUUAUAAGCAGAAGAUUUGACUAAAACUGAAUUGACGCAGAUCGGUCUGAAAUCCUUUUACCACUUAGUUUUUAGAAUGAACUGCUGUGGUAUAUGGAAACAACUGGUUUAUGAAUACUCAAAAGGAAGUAUCAUUGAGUUCAAAGUGGCUUACUUUCAGGUAUGCCCAUUGAACACAGCAGAACUUACUUCUGAGUAUGCUAAGAUCAUACUGUGAACAAAGAGAUUCUGCGUGUGUCCAUCUCCCCCACCAAAUGCUCAAACCUAAAGCCAUAUUUGUUACAUAUGGCCUUAAUGAGAAGGAAUUAUUUACAUAGUAAGAGUGAAGACGGUACUAUUGAACAUGUAUUUAUUUUUCUGCACUCGUUUUGUGCAGCAUGCAGAACUGAAAGAAACAGCUGCACCUUCAGUCCGAUUCACAUAUUCAUGCACAUCAUUUGAAUAACGAAAUGAUGAAAAAUCAUUUUAAUAGCCGUUGCGUAUGUGAAUGGACUCUUUUGAACCACAUUGCUAAUAGUUACUUGGAACAAUUACCAUGCAUGGGUAAAUUGGCUGUUCUUAUUUCUACACUUGAAAAUUAUACUACUUUUCAUUUUGAAAUCAGAGUUUGAAUAUUUAGAAGCAGAAAUCUCAACUGCAGCUUCUUAUUCUAUAAAGCUUGAAGGCAAGGCACAACCUGGAAAAUUAAAUAACUCUGUUGCUGUCAUUCCUUUAUAAGAAAAUUGUAUGCGAGAACUGCUCCCAGUAGUACAGAGAAUAACAUUGUCGUGUUUCUCACAAACACCUAUGUUUAAAUGGAGACUUUCAUUGUAUGAUAAGCGCAUGGGUGUUCAGAACAAUGCAAAUAUAGAAAAUGUAGUUGCACAUCAUGGUUUCGAUCCAAAACAAAGGAGACCACAGCCAUGUGAUGCAACAGUUUUCGGGGUCAGGCUUCCUGCCCCAAUGCAACUUUGCAAGUUACAGCGCCGGAAGAUCAUUGCAGGCCCAUGGCCAUGCACAGUUAUUUCCUAAGAAUGUAAGGAUUAGAAAUUCUGAAUUUUUUUUAAAAAAAGGAAGCCGGUGGGGGAGAAUAUCUUAUGCUUUCAGCAACCUGUUAAUGCUUGAGAAGCUACAUAACUGCAUUGACAUUUCAUAAAAUAAGCCUUCCCAAUAGCCUCACAUACGUAUUUCCUCCAACCAAACAAAAUAUGGUUCUGGGUAGCUCAGUUCAUGUGCUCUACCUCACUCCAGCUAUACUGUUUGUCUUUUUCAGCUCACAGUGAAGUGGGUCUCCUUGCACAAGGGUCUGGAAACCCCUGGGAAUGGUUUUGAAAAAAGGCUUUUGGAAAUCCAGGUGUCCCAUCAGUGCUGUCCUAAGUACUGUUAAUCUGAACAACAUGUACUCUACCCAUCUCUCUCUCUCUCUCUCUCUCUCUCACACACACACACACACACACACACACACACACUCUGUUGGAAGAUGUGAUGUUGAUUAACCCUGUUAAUGUCUUUCACACCAGGGUAGUUGAACAUACAGUACUACUGUAGUAUCGUCUAUUUUAUUAUUUAUUUUCAUAUGAGUGCAUGGGAGCAAAGGCUUAAAGAUUUUCUUCAUAAUGUAACAAGCCCAAGAAAGCUAGGGAAAGACAUUUGGUUCUCACAGACUUUACUUAGGAUCAAAUUUUGUCUGGUACAGCAAUGACUUACGUUUUCAUAAAACUAUUUAAAAUAGAUGGUGUAUAUUUUAUACUAUUUUAUCCAUCUGUUGUAUGUAGAAUACCCAAUGUAAUAUUUACAUAUUUAAUAAAAACCUGAACCACUGGUCUGCUUUGAAAGAAGCAAAUUAA
Molecule: messenger RNA, 2847 nt
Organism: Podarcis muralis (Common wall lizard)
Lineage: Eukaryota; Metazoa; Chordata; Lepidosauria; Squamata; Lacertidae
Gene: SRD5A3
Product: steroid 5 alpha-reductase 3
Biological process (GO): polyprenol catabolic process; dolichol-linked oligosaccharide biosynthetic process
Cellular component (GO): endoplasmic reticulum
Molecular function (GO): 3-oxo-5-alpha-steroid 4-dehydrogenase activity
Source: RefSeq, a predicted model, not a curated record